This is a messenger RNA of Encephalitozoon hellem ATCC 50504, 330 nucleotides long. RefSeq lists its product as uncharacterized. The record is from RefSeq and is a predicted model, not a curated record. NCBI's taxonomy places the organism in Eukaryota, Fungi, Microsporidia, Unikaryonidae. The transcript has a single exon. The coding region runs from base 1 to 330 and encodes 109 amino acids.
AUGGCUGAUUCUGCAAACGAUAACAACAAUUCUGGAGAGUCUAGCGGAAACGGUAGAUCCAAGAGAAACACUAUAAUAAUAGUCAUCGUAACUUUGGUUGUUGUCACUAUUCUUCUUGCUGUGGCCAGCAAGAGAGGAUGGUUUGGUGGCAGCAAGAAUGGUGGAAGUCCCAGUAAGGUUGGUACUGAUACAGCAUCAAAGUCUCCUACACUAAAGUCAACUGAUGAAAGCAAGGGCAAGAACUCGGCAAAGAGUCCUAGCUCCAGCGCUAAGGAAGAGGAUGAAAACAAUGGUAGUGCUAGCAGUGGUAACUCCAACCUUUAUGGAUAA